GAACCAGCUGAUAGCAAAGUAGACUUUGCCCUGAGGGGAACCAACAUUACAGGAAGAGCAGCCGAGCGCACUCCCGGUUGUCACCGCAGAGUUUUGUAAGAUUUGCUGUCCUUUGGGCAAAUGGACCAGACUUCUGAGGGUAGCAAUGGUGGAUACAGACCUCGCCCCCCUCCGUAUGACCCUCGGGACUAUGGACAGAGUUCUUACACAGGGAUGAGCUAUCAAGUAGGGAAUGGCAGCGUUGCAGUGGUCUCCCCUCCUGGCACUUAUGAAAACAUGGCCCAUCCUGCGGUCCCAGGGGCAGCUGGAGAUGACCAGCAGGGUGAUCAUUCUCCACCCGUGUACUCUCCUGGCUUAGAGGAUAGUGCCUUCAGCGAUGCUGUCAUAAGAAGAGGUUUUGUAAGGAAAGUCUACUUGACCUUGAUGAUUCAGCUGCUGAUCACUGUCGGGAUCAUCUGCGCUUUUCUUUACUGGGACACACUCAAGGAAUGGACCCGGAACAACUUCUGGUUCACCUACAGCAUGAUGGUGGUGGUGCUGGUCUUCAUUCUGGCCUUGUCCUGCUGCGACAGUCUCCGUCGUCAAGUCCCUCUCAAUUUUAUUGCCCUGGGCCUGUUUACAGUUGCAGAGGGCCUGAUGCUUGCAUCUGUGGCAGUGUACUUUGAAGCUGAAGCAGUCAUGUGGGCUGUUGGGGCAACAGCGCUUGUGUCCUUCUCCCUGAGCCUGUUCGCUAUGCAGUCAAAGUGGGACUUCACCACAGCUAGUGGGUGCCUGUGGGUUUUUACCUGGACCCUCCUCUCAUUUGCCCUCCUGUGUGCAAUCCUCCGAUCACAGUUUGUUUACAUCGUAUAUGCCUGCCUGGGAACCUUGCUGUUCUCUUUAUACAUGGUGUUUGACACACAGCUGAUCCUGGGUGGAAAACACAGGAAGUAUCAAGUCUCUCCCGAAGAGUACGUGUUUGCUGCACUCAACCUGUAUUUGGACAUCGUCUCCCUGUUCCUCAUCUUGCUGCAGUUCAUCGGCCUCUGCCGCUGACACUGGAACUCUUGCACAUCUUACACCACAAUCAAAUUGCUGAGUUCAGUAAACACAGACAGCCAGUUUCCCAGACAUGACUUAAGCCAAGGUUAGACUAAAAGCAAAAACACUGAAGAUCUCCACUGAAAAACAGCUUUAAUCCUAGACCAGGCUUUAGCCAUGUCUGGGAAACUGAGCCUUAGAUUCAUAUUAAAUAACUCAAGCAUCUGUUAUUACAUUUAAGUAAGCAUUGAUGUCUGGGUUGCGUUGAAAUGCAGCUCGUAUGACUGUCAUGUGUUAAGCGCUGCAGUCUGCUUUAUAGAUGUUUGUUUUGCUUUUAUGAGGUAUUCAGAUUUACAUACUGCACUGAUGCAGAUUUUACUUAGAACUCUAUUUACUGAAUAUGUUUCUGUUAAUGAGGUGGAACUUUAACUCACAAUCUAAUCGCAUAACUACUUACUGAAGCAAAGAUUAAAGUGUCUAAUUUUGAAUAAAAAAACCUCAAACGGAUUCCAGUAAAAGAAUGUCAGCCUUAUAAAAUAAAACCAGAUGGUAUCUGUGAUUUUUCUUCCCUCAAUGACUUGUAUAAAUGACACAACCACAAAGUAAAACUCAACACAGUUUAUUGGCAUCA
Messenger RNA from Archocentrus centrarchus (flier cichlid), 1651 nucleotides. Its product is annotated as protein lifeguard 1. Bases 121 to 1035 code for a protein of 304 amino acids. The transcript has 11 exons. NCBI's taxonomy places the organism in Eukaryota, Metazoa, Chordata, Actinopteri, Cichliformes, Cichlidae. Gene Ontology annotation, cellular component: membrane. The record is from RefSeq and is a predicted model, not a curated record.